AUGAGGAUCCAACCCGCCCCUUGGGAAGUCCGCGCAGCUGCAAAGCGCGCAAGUACACUCAGCAAGAUCCCGGAGGCGUGGCGGUUGUCUCCCGCUGACCUAGACAGAGCCAAGAGCCAACGCGAUCUUACCGGGCCUUUCAUCCAGCAAUUCCUGCAACCUGACGAGAUAUCCAUCGUCUCAAAGGACAGCGUCGAGAUCGUCAAUGAAAUCAAAGAGGGCAAUCUGAGCGCCGUCCAAGUCACGACCGCGUUUUGCAAGACGGCCGCCGUCGCCCAUCAGAUUAACAACUACCUCCAUGAAAUAUUCUUCGACCAGGCACUGGAGCGUGCCAAAGAGCUUGACGCCCUGUAUGCCGAGAAGGGAGAAACCAUCGGUCCCCUCCACGGCCUGCCCAUCAGCGUGAAAGAUCAGUUCCACGUCAAGGGCGUGGAUACGACGAUGGGCUAUGUCGGGUGGAUUGGUAGCAACCUCGGCAUCAAGGAUCCGAGCCAGAUACACCAAGUUGAAAGCCAAAUCACAGCUGAGCUUCUUUCCCUCGGAGCUGUGCUGUUCUGCAAGACCAGCUUGCCACAGACACUGCUGAUGGGAGAAACCAAGAACAACAUCAUCGGCCAGACCAUGAACCCCCACAACCAGAACCUGUCGUGCGGUGGUUCGUCGGGCGGUGAAGGGGCGCUCCAGGCCCUGCGUGGCAGCACGCUGGGCCUCGGGACAGACAUUGCGGGCUCCGUCCGCAUCCCGGCCACUUUCUGCGGCAUCUUCGCGCUCAAGCCCACCGCGGAGCGUCUGUCGUACCGGGAUGCCGCAAACACCAAUCCUGGGCAGAACACGUACCGCUCGACCGUUGGUUUUCUCAGCACUUCGCCUGGAGGGCUGGAACUGGCAUUACGCUCCAUCCUCUCCACUCGUCCAUGGGAGAGAGACCCAGCCGUCGUCCCCAUCCCGUUCCGCCAGGAGGUCGUCGAUAAGUACCGAAGCCGUGCUGACGGUGACGGGAAAGCAACGCAAUCUGAACUUCCCUUGAAGCUCGGUGUCUUAUGGACUGACGGUGUCCUGGGCCCGCACCCUCCCAUCUUGAGGGGCCUUCGCGAACUAGUGGAUGCUCUUAGACAGGCCGGCCACAAGAUCGUCGACUGGAAUCCCCCUUCGCACGCGACUGGGAGAAGGAUCCAUAUUUCAAUGUUGACGGCGGACGGUGCCCAGGAUAUCCACAGUCAUCUCGACCUUUCAGGCGAGCCUUUGAUUCCGGAUCUCCAGGAGCAAUAUCCGCUGAAGCCGCCGAUGUCUCUUUUGGAGUAUCAGAACCUGACCAUUGAGGGUCUCGAGUAUGAGGCCGCGUAUUCCGAUUACUGGAACUCGACUGCAGCCGAAGACGGCCAGAUCGUCGACGCCGUGAUCAUGCCGGCUGCGCCACAUGCGGCCGUCAUCCCCGGAAAGUAUCACUCGCCGGCCUAUACCGAGGUUAUCAACGUGCUGAACUACAGCGCGGUCGCCAUCCCCGUCACGAAGGCGGACAAAUCGAUCGACGUGGUAGACAAGUCUUAUGUACCGCUGAGUGACCAUGACAAGCUGAACUGGGAUGAUUACGAUCCCGAGAUUUACCAUGGUGCGCCGGUCGGCUUGCAGCUCGUCGCACGGAAAUUCGAAGAAGAAAAGAUUCUCGCCAUUGCAGACAUUGUCGUAGCUGCUUUGCAAGCCUACCGCAAGAAUUGA
Molecule: messenger RNA, 1716 nt
Organism: Chaetomium strumarium
Lineage: Eukaryota; Fungi; Ascomycota; Sordariomycetes; Sordariales; Chaetomiaceae
Product: amidase signature domain-containing protein
Exons: 6
Coding region: 1-1716 (571 amino acids)
Source: RefSeq, a predicted model, not a curated record